Molecule: messenger RNA, 915 nt
Organism: Nipponia nippon (crested ibis)
Lineage: Eukaryota; Metazoa; Chordata; Aves; Pelecaniformes; Threskiornithidae
Product: putative mitochondrial transporter UCP3
Biological process (GO): transmembrane transport
Source: RefSeq, a predicted model, not a curated record
AUGGUGGGCCUGAAGCCCCCCGAGGUGCCCCCGACAGCCGCCGUGAAGUUCGUCAGCGCGGGGAUGGCCGGCUGCAUCGCCGACCUCUGCACCUUCCCCCUGGACACCGCCAAAGUGCGGCUGCAGAUCCAAGGCGAGGUGCGGAUCCCCCGGAGCACCGGCACCGUGGAAUACCGGGGCGUUUUGGGGACGCUGAGCACCAUGGUGCGGACAGAGGGACCCCGCAGCCUCUACAGCGGGCUGGCGGCCGGGCUGCAGCGGCAGAUGAGCUUCGCCUCCAUCCGCAUCGGGCUGUACGACUCGGUGAAGCAGCUCUACACCCCCAAGGGUGCCGAGAGCACAGGGCUGGCAGCGCGGGUGUUGGCGGGCUGCACCACCGGGGCAGUGGCGGUGACGUGCGCCCAACCCACCGACGUGGUCAAGGUUCGGUUCCAAGCCAACGGGGCGCUGGCGGACGGCGCCCGUCGGUACAGCGGCACCGUAGAUGCCUACCGCACCAUCGCCAGGGAGGAGGGCGUCCGUGGGCUGUGGAGAGGGACGCUGCCCAACAUCGCCCGCAACGCCAUCAUCAACUGCGGAGAGCUCGUCACCUAUGACCUCAUCAAGGACACGCUGCUGCGGGCACAGCUGAUGACAGACAACGUCCCCUGCCACUUCGUAGCCGCCUUUGGCGCCGGCUUCUGCGCCACGGUGGUAGCGUCGCCGGUGGACGUGGUGAAGACGCGGUACAUGAACGCCGGCCCCGGGCAGUACCGGAACGUGCUCAGCUGCCUCCUGGCCCUGCUGAUGCAGGACGGCCUCGCCGGCUUCUACAAGGGGUUCGUCCCCUCCUUCCUGCGGCUGGGCUCCUGGAACGUGGUGAUGUUCGUCUCCUACGAGCAGCUGCAGCGCGCCGUGGCGCUGGCCCAGUCCUGA